This is a messenger RNA of Morus notabilis, 1485 nucleotides long. Its product is annotated as putative nuclease HARBI1. The coding region runs from base 222 to 1397 and encodes 391 amino acids. The record is from RefSeq and is a predicted model, not a curated record. Lineage: Eukaryota; Viridiplantae; Streptophyta; Magnoliopsida; Rosales; Moraceae. The transcript has 4 exons.
UCUCUCUCUCUCACCAGCGCGUGUUUUCUUUCCAAAAUUCUUUUACUCUCUGUACAGCCAAUACACGCCGAGCAUUACAUUACACACUCUAUCUAAUAUAUAUGAAUAUUGAAUAUAAAUAUAGAUAAAAUUCAUUCUUCAUUUCCCUCUCUCUCCCCUCUCCCUUGACUUCGGGACUGUACUAGACACUCCGCUCGGUCUUUCAGAGAUUGGAUUUUGUAAUGGAGAGCUCUGAUGAUGAAAAAGAUGCGGUUUACAGGAAUUAUAUCCCUAAAGAACUAAGUCGUGGUUUAGCAUCUUCUGGUGCAAAAUUUGUAGACGAAGUGCUCAAUGGUCAAAAUGAACGUUGUCUUGAAAAUUUUCGCAUGGAUAAACGUGCAUUUUAUAAGUUGUGUGAUAUUUUGCAAGCCAAAGGCUUACUACGCCACACAAAUCGGAUCAAGAUUGAAGAGCAAUUAGCCAUAUUCAUGUUCAUAGUUGGUCACAAUCUGCGCACUCGAGCUGUACAAGAGUUAUUCCGCUAUUCUGGGGAAACCAUCAGUCGCCAUUUUAACAAUGUUCUAAAUGCUAUAAUGGCAAUUUCAUUAGAUUUCUUUCAGCCCCCAAGCUCUGAUGUUCCUUCAGAAGUUUUUGAAGAUCCCAGAUUCUAUCCAUAUUUUAAGGACUGUGUUGGAGCGGUUGAUGGAAUGCACAUUCCUGUAAUGGUUGGUGUUGAUGAGCAAGGACCUUUCCGCAACAAAAAUGGCUUACUUUCACAAACUGUUCUGGUCGCUUGCUCCUUUGAUCUCAAGUUCCAUUACGUCCUUGCUGGCUGGGAAGGUUCUGCAUCAGAUUUUCAAGUUCUGAACUCGGCACUCACAAGGCGAAACAAACUGUCCGUUCCUGAAGGUAAAUACUAUCUUUUGGACAAGAAGUAUGUGAAUUUGCCAGGCUUCAUUGCUCCAUACCCUGGUGUUCCUUACCACUUGAAGGAGUUUCCUGAUGGUUACCCUCCUCAAAAUGCCAAGGAGCUAUUCAAUCAGCGACAUUCAUUGUUAAGGAAUGCUACUGAUCGUAUCUUUGGCACUUUGAAAGCACGCUUCCCUAUAUUGAUGACAGCUCCUCCGUACCCGUUACAAACGCAAGUGAAGUUGGUUGUGGCAGCAUGUGCCAUACACAACUACAUCCGGAGUGAGAAACCAGAUGACUGGCUCUUUAAAAUGUAUGAACAGGAUAGCCUACUACAAGCGGAAGAAUCACCACCAUCGUCAGAGAUGGAUCAACAAAUGAUGCAUGUAGACAAUGCUGCUUUGGACGUUCCUUUCGGCGAUGAACAACUAGAAUUCUCUUUGCAGUUGCGGGACUCUAUUGCAUCAGAAAUGUGGAAUGACUAUCUUAAUGAUAUAUCUUCUCUGUAGAUCCAUCCUUGUUUCUGGUCACAGUUUUCGGUGGGGUACAGAAAGUUUUGGGGAUUAUGGAAGUAGAUAAACACUUUUUUGUCAUCAA